Messenger RNA from Epinephelus lanceolatus (giant grouper), 799 nucleotides. It is a transcript of the gene ankrd22, whose product is annotated as ankyrin repeat domain 22. Gene Ontology annotation, molecular function: protein binding. NCBI's taxonomy places the organism in Eukaryota, Metazoa, Chordata, Actinopteri, Perciformes, Serranidae. The record is from RefSeq and is a predicted model, not a curated record.
UGCAGGUGACAGUGUCGGGCCGUAGACGUGUCCAGGUGUGUUCCUGCCAGCGGACAUGGGGCUGGUUUACUCUGAGCCGGCCUGUCAGUCAGCGUAUGACGGAGACCUCCAUCAGCUGUAUCACGUCCUCAUAGAGGACGCUAACCAGCUGAAUGUCCAGGAGAAGCACAGCGGGGACACGCCCCUCAUCGCCGCCUGUCGUAAAGGACACGUGAGGACGGUACAGUACCUGCUGGAGAACGGGGCGGACGUUCACCUGACCAAUCAGAAACAGAGGACGUGUCUUCAUUAUGUGUCCCGGAGGACGUUCUCUCUGCUGGAUUACCUCAUGAUCGCCAUCCUCAUGCCCAUCCUGCUGCUCGGGUACUUCAUCAUGCUCCAGAAGCAGAGGCAGAACGUGUCUCUGAUGGCAGCCGUGCUGAGCAGCAACGUCAACAUUGAUGCCAUCGACUACAAAGGAAACACUGCUCUUCAUUACGUCUGUCAGAGGAAGAGUCAUCGUCUGGUUCCUCUGCUGCUGGAGAAAAACGCUGACACCAACAUCCAAAAUAACGACGGAGAGACACCGCUGGACAUCGCCACCAGGCUGAGGUUCAAGAAGAUUGUCAACAUGCUGAGGAAGACACAGUGACAGACAGACAGACAGACAGACAGACCGACAGACAGGAGGACAUUUAGUCUGUAACUGAGUCUCAGUGUUGUGUGAAAAAAAUCUUUCAUUGCAGGAAGAAAAAAUUUUGACUUGUCUCAACCGUUUAUUUACCAAAUAUGAAUAAAUCUAUAAAUCAGUAACUGAUAA